AUGGAAACAAAAUCUGCUGCGGCGGUGAUGCAAAUGGUGGGAACGGGAGAGGGGAAGCUGACGGAGGAGGGUGGAAUGGGCUGUGGAUUGAGAGGAGGUGGGCUGUAUAGGGGAAAUGGAGAGCAUGGUGGCAGCUUGUGCAGAAAUGGAGGCGGAAGGGGCAAUGAGCUAUUAACAAAAUUAGGACAUGGGUUCUCAGCUACCAAAUUUGGCCAUUAUAAAAGUUUGGGACCGUUGUUACCUACAAAAACGAGGACAGAUGUACUUGUCAUUGAUGUAACUCCCUUGAGUCUGGGGCUCGAGACCGUUGGUGGAGUUAUGAGAAAAUUGAUUCCAAGAAACAGUGGCAUCCCAAUCAAGAAGUCUCAGGUCUUCACAACUUAUCAAGACCAGCAAACUACAGUUUCAAUCAAGGUUUAUCAAGGUGGAAGGAGCCUAACGAAAGAUUGUCACGAGCUAGGAAAAUUCGACUUGUCUGGUAUUCCUCCUGCUCCUAGGGGCGUGCCCCAAAUUGAGGUCACAUUUGGGGUGGACGCGAAUGGUAUCUUACAGGUGACUGCCAUGGACAAGGCAGCAAAGAAGUCGAACUCAAUUACCAUCACGAACGAGAAAGGGCGUCUAACGGCGGAGGAAAUUGAUAGGAUGGUAAAGGAGGCAGAAGAGUUUGCAGGUGACGACAAGGAGCAGAGAGAGAAGAUUGAUUCUAGAAACAAACUCGAGAGCUACAUUUACAACACGAAGAGCUCCAUCAGGGAUGAUGAGAAGCUCGCGGGCAAAAUUGAUUCUGAUGACAAAGAGAGCAUUGAGACAGCCCUGAAGGAUGCACUUGAAUGGUUGGAUGACAACCAAAAUGUAGAGAAGUUAGACUAUGAUGAGAAGAUGGCAGGGUUAGAAGCUGCAUUCAAUCCUAUCAUAAGGAAGGCAAAUGAAAGCAGUGCUGGAAGCUCUGCUGAUCCAGAAGAUGAAUCUAACUAUGAAUUGUAAUCCGCUUAUCCUGAAGACGAAUCUGACUAUGAAUUGCGAAGUGGAGUUUAGGAGUUGGAAAUAUUUAGGCUAUCACAAGCUUUUCUAACAUUGUUUUAUAUUCUUCUGAAGCCAUACUAGAUCAGUGUCAGUGAUAUAAAGUUACA
Coffea arabica (coffee) is the source of this 1130-nucleotide messenger RNA. RefSeq names its product luminal-binding protein 3-like. Gene Ontology annotation, cellular component: endoplasmic reticulum chaperone complex. Gene Ontology annotation, molecular function: ATP-dependent protein folding chaperone; ATP binding. Gene Ontology annotation, biological process: endoplasmic reticulum unfolded protein response. The record is from RefSeq and is a predicted model, not a curated record. Lineage: Eukaryota; Viridiplantae; Streptophyta; Magnoliopsida; Gentianales; Rubiaceae.